Messenger RNA from Cadophora gregata, 2460 nucleotides. It is a transcript of the gene STE20, whose product is annotated as signal transducing kinase of the PAK. Gene Ontology annotation, molecular function: protein serine/threonine kinase activity; ATP binding. Gene Ontology annotation, biological process: regulation of MAPK cascade; protein phosphorylation; intracellular signal transduction. Gene Ontology annotation, cellular component: cytoplasm. The record is from RefSeq and is a predicted model, not a curated record. Bases 1 to 2460 code for a protein of 819 amino acids. The transcript is spliced from 3 exons. Lineage: Eukaryota; Fungi; Ascomycota; Leotiomycetes; Helotiales; Ploettnerulaceae.
AUGGAGUCAAUAUCAAAACCCUCUCGACGUCUUCAGAAGAAAGCGCCACCACCAUCAGUUGCCCUCGAAUCUCAAGCCCAGUCUAUCAGAAGUCAACGCUCCUCGAGCAGCCUCCAAAGAGCUCCCUCGGCCCCUCACCCCAGAUCGCAACCUGUGUACGGACAUUCACGCAAGACUACAUCCCCAAAUCCGAUUGCCUACACGUCGAACUCCUCGAAUUCCUCACUCGAUCGAAGCGGACCUUCUCCAGUUCUGGCUAGCUCGGAGUUUGGCGCGCCAGGUGGGGGACAAGGGCAUUCGACAGGAACGCGUCCACUGAGUGAGAAGUCAUCGUCUGAACUGAUUGGGGCUCCAUUUGAUGGCUCUGGUAUCCUAAGCCAUAUCGACUCCACGAAAGCGUCGGGCUAUCAGAACUCUCUGCGCCGUCCGCCCCCGCCACCCCUCACUCACACGGUGUCAGAUUCGCGGAUGAUGAACCCGCCUCUACGGCAGUCUGCAAGCUUUUCUGCAGGAGACAGGAUGAACGAGAAGACACCCCCUCGCGUGAGCGAGAAUCAAUUGAUCAGCCCAAAGCGGUAUUCAGACGAGAGCAAGGAGCCCAAGGUUGGUAUGAUUAGGAAGAAAUCUGCAUUUUCAGGAUUCAUGAGCAGCAUUGGAGUUGGAUCUCCUCGAGGGGUCAAGAUAUCGGCACCAGAGAACCCAGUACACGUUACUCACGUUGGGUAUGAUAAUCAAACGGGGCAAUUUACGGGCCUACCCAAAGAAUGGCAACGCAUGAUCAACGAUAGCGGCAUCACGAAGAAAGAACAAGAGCAGAAUCCAGAAGUGGUUAUGGAAAUCGUUGGUUUCUACAAGGAGAAUGCAGAUAAAGGCGGAGAUGAGGUGUGGGACAAAUUCGAAAAUGCCAGAGUGCCAGGAUUACGAGUCGGCACUUCGACGCCAGCGCCACUUUCUCCAGCUUUGCUGAACACUCCUAAUUAUGGAUCAAUGACCAGUCCGCCAGCAAGUCCGCGAUUCCCAUCGAAUCAUGAGACUAGUUUCGAAAACCCGAGAUCUCCCCCUCCAGUACCACGGCCGGGACAAGCCUCCGCCUCUCAGAUGAGGGAUGUCAACGGCAUGGUUCCAACUCGACCAGCUCCAAGGCCGCCCGUCGCAUUCCCAACAAGGGCAGCUCCACCACCUCCAAUGCUCGGAAAAGAUUCAGGCAUUGGGAUGCCUCGACAGAGUGAAGAUUUACCAGCAUUGGCAUAUGUCCCUCCAGAUUCUGCGCCCAUGCUUCCAGAGGAACAUCGUUCCAGAUCCAAUUCACGCGCAAACGGAACCUCUCCUUACGCUACACCACUCCAAGUUACCUCUCCUCAAGAUCUCUACACUCAGCAGUUGGUGCAACAGCAAGAAGCCGCCAUGCACCAAGCCCAACAACAGCAGGGCUCCAUUUCUCGUGCUCCAAGUAAGCGCCAACAACAACCCACUCCUCCGAAUUCCCAGGGCCAAUUCCAGCAAGCACCGAAUCUUAAUGGCGUGCCUCAUCCUAGUCAGCAAGUUAGAGCUGCUCCAGGUCCACGACCCCGACAUCGUGCGCGUCAAAGUACUGGAUUUGAUAUUGUUGCACGCCUGAAGCAGAUUUGUACGGAAGGCGAUCCAAGGGAGAUUUACAAAGAUCUUACAAAAAUCGGGCAAGGAGCUUCAGGCGGAGUGUUCACUGGCUAUGAGAGAGGAACCAAUCGCUUGGUUGCCAUUAAACAAAUGAAUCUGGAACAACAACCAAAGAAAGACUUGAUCAUUAACGAAAUUAUUGUCAUGAAAGAGAGUUCACAUCCGAACAUUGUCAAUUUUAUUGACAGCUAUCUGGUAUCUGGAGAAUUAUGGGUAAUUAUGGAAUUUAUGGAAGGUGGAAGCUUGACAGAUGUUGUUACAUUUAACAUCAUGUCUGAGGGUCAAAUUGCGGCUGUUUGCAGAGAAACACUCAAAGGCCUCCAACACCUCCAUUCCAAGGGCGUCAUCCAUCGAGAUAUCAAGUCUGACAAUAUUCUGCUCUCGAUGGAUGGCAACAUCAAGCUAACCGAUUUUGGUUUCUGUGCUCAGAUCAAUGAAGCUCAUAACAAGCGAACAACUAUGGUCGGAACACCCUAUUGGAUGGCUCCCGAAGUUGUGACGCGAAAAGAAUAUGGUCGCAAAGUCGAUAUAUGGUCUCUUGGUAUCAUGGCUAUUGAAAUGAUCGAGGGCGAGCCCCCAUAUCUGACUGAGUCGCCACUUCGAGCGCUUUACCUAAUUGCCACAAACGGCACGCCUGCCAUCAAGGACGAGCACGCGCUGAGUCCUGUCUUCAAGGAUUUCCUGUACUUUGCAUUGAAGGUAGACCCAGAGAAGCGAGCAAGUGCUCACGACCUUUUACGAGCAAGUAGCCCCAUCUCUCCUGGCGACGCCAUUGCUAACAUGCAAAACAGCACGACUUCAUGA